AAGAGGAAAUGGUUUGAUUCCGGCAGCGUUGUUGUCGCUUUUAAAUUAGCAGCAGGAUGUUUAACAAGAAAACAAGGCGAAACUUUAGGCAGCGUAGAGACCAGUCCAGUGAGGAGGAGGAUAGUGAAAAAGUCAGUGAUGUUGUAAAGGAAGCGGACGCUCAGGUACACAGUUUAAAGCAGGUAAAUGUGCGCAGAGGGAUUUCAUGCAGCUCCAAACCCCCAGCUGCAGCACACAGAGGCACUGAGUGCAGUCCAGACCUCACACAGGAGCCUGAAACACCUCAAACUGCACACGACAACAAGACCAACAACAAUCAGACCCUUAGCUUCUUAGGUGAAAAAGAAGGAGCAGGUGAGAGUGAGUUCAAGUUGAAAAGGGCUGUGGAUAAAGCCGUGGUCUUCCAGUCUCGCAAAAAGGAAGAUUCGCCCAUCAAGGUGACACCUUCACACCAAGAUGUGGAAGACCUUGAGCUUAAAGAGCAAUCAAAUAGCAGUACAUCUGAGGACGUGUCUCCAGACAGCGAGGAUGAAAACGACUCUACAGCUUCCAGCUCUUCCAGCUCUACCGCCGCCUUCAAAUCACAGACCGUGAACAUCCCUAAUGCGGAGAAGAUCCGUGCAGCUAAGGAGCAGAGGAGGAAAGCAAGAGCGCAGAGAGACUACAUCUCUCUGGAUGCCGACGAGGAAAAUGAAGCUGAGGUUGGUGACAGAGAGCAGGAUGAGAGCGAUAGAGAACCCUGCAGUGAUGACGAGCUGGACGAUCAUGAACGCAGGAUCCAGUUUGCACCCAAAUCCAAAACAAUUAGAGAACGGAUGACUGAGAAAAUGGGUGGGAGCGAGAGUGAGGAGAGUUGCUCUGAUAGCCAGGAGGAGGACCAGCACCUCUGGGAGGAGCAGCAGAUUGGAAAAGGUGUUAAACGACAUCAGAAGCAAAGCAGAAAGUUCAAACCUCUCAGGCAGAAGAAAACGGUCGACAUCCCCGAGACUCUUUCACUGGUCAGCAUCGAUAUCAUAAAAAAGAGAAUCACCGGCAAGCUGGAAUCUCUGAAGGAGGUGCAAAGGGCUCAUGAAGCUGAGCUCAGGAGGAUGCAACAUGACAUAGAGAGUGCAAGGAGUUGUGCAGAGAACCUAGAGAAUCAUCUCGCUGACAGCCAGCUCCUCUUCUACCGCAGCAUGAACACCUUCACCCAGAACCUGGUAGAGUGCCUGUCUGAGAAGAUGCAGCUGAUCAACUCUGUGGAGCUGGACAUGCACAAUUUGUAUAUUGACCAAGCGGAGGCGCUGUUGUCUCAGAGAAGAAAAGCAGUGCAGGAACGUUCCAGACACCUUCAGCAGUUAACCUACAGCUCUGAUCCACACAGCAAUGGACAGGCACUGGGGAAAACCAGCACGGCUAAAGACAGUGAGCUGUUAGAGGACGAUUGCGGAAGCGUUCCAGAUGAUUUGGAACCAACAGCAGAGCAGGAGGAAGAACUGCAGACUAAAAGACAGGACAUACUGAAGGCAAGUCAGGAGAUUUUUAAUGAUGUUCAGGACGACUUCUCAGACGUGAAGAAAAUCCUCUCCAGGUUUAAUGAGUGGCGUGUGUCGUUUCCAGAGUCAUAUACCAACGCCUACAUCAGUUUGUGUCUUCCUAAACUCCUGGCCCCUUUAGUACGACACCAGCUCAUUGGCUGGAACCCUCUCAAGGCCGAGGGUGAAGAUUUUGAAGCGCUACCGUGGUACUCUGCUGUCGAGAAAUUCUGUCAUGGACAUGGCUACGAAGAAUCUGAGAACGCCGAUGAGAAAACAUUACCAGCUGUCGUAGAGAAGGCCAUUCUGCCGAAAAUCAGGGGUUUUGUGGAGCUUGUGUGGGACCCUUUGUCUCUGCAGCAGUCUCAGUGUCUCACAUCGCUUUGUAAGAGGAUACAGGAGGAUUACAGUGUGUUUGAUGGUGAACAGAGCAAGCCUGUGAAGGCUUUUCUGGAAGCUGUUAUCCAGAGACUCAGGGAUGCUGUGGAUAAUGAUGUGUUCAUCCCUUUUUAUCCAAAAAGUUAUUUGGAUGACAAAACUUCCCCACAGUUCCAGUUUCAGAAUGAGCAGUUUUGGAGCGCUGUUAAGUUGCUUAGAAGCAUGGCAUUAUGGGAUGGCUUGAUUGAUCAGGAAGUUCUGAAGGAGCUGAUGCUGGACAAACUUCUAAACCGUUACCUAUUGAUGACUCUCCUGAAUGAAUCAGACACGAAGUACAUUGUACAGAAAAGCAAGAAGGUGGCCGAGUGUUUUCCAGGGUCCUGGUUUGGGGCUCUUGGCACUGAAUCAUCUCUAUCACAACUGCAACACUUUAGCAAGCAUCUUCUCCAGACAGCAGAUUUAUUAUGUAAAGACAGAAAGGAUCCCAGUAGCUGCAGCAGAACUCUUCUAUGUGAUGUCAUGAAUCUUCUUGGGACCAUCAAGGCAUCUGAGAGCAUGAGGAUUAUAGCAGAUAAAUACAAUUGCCAUGAUUUGUUGGAAUCUAUAAAUAAGUCAUAGUUUUAUAUCAAUGCAACAAUAAAUCUAUUUUUAUAGCCACGUAUUGUGUCACCAAUAAAUAUGUGAAAUUCUUUUA
Molecule: messenger RNA, 2586 nt
Organism: Tachysurus vachellii
Lineage: Eukaryota; Metazoa; Chordata; Actinopteri; Siluriformes; Bagridae
Gene: gcfc2
Product: GC-rich sequence DNA-binding factor 2
Exons: 18
Coding region: 57-2510 (817 amino acids)
Biological process (GO): mRNA splicing, via spliceosome; spliceosomal complex disassembly
Cellular component (GO): U2-type post-mRNA release spliceosomal complex; nucleus
Molecular function (GO): DNA binding
Source: RefSeq, a predicted model, not a curated record